Gambusia affinis (western mosquitofish) is the source of this 1075-nucleotide messenger RNA. Its product is annotated as serine-rich and transmembrane domain-containing protein 1. The coding region runs from base 295 to 639 and encodes 114 amino acids. The transcript has 2 exons. The record is from RefSeq and is a predicted model, not a curated record. Gene Ontology annotation, cellular component: intracellular membrane-bounded organelle. NCBI's taxonomy places the organism in Eukaryota, Metazoa, Chordata, Actinopteri, Cyprinodontiformes, Poeciliidae.
ACCGCCUCUUCUUCUCUCUCCAGCACUUCUCCAGGAGAAAAUCAGCUUCACUACAACCCCUGUUAGACAGGGCCAUUUGUUUGUGUGUGUCCAUUCAUAGAGACGACCCACAUUCGUCAGUGUCCACUCCAGCUGUAGAGCCUGUCUGCACUGAAUGACAGAGAGGGAGACGGGAAGAAACAGGGGAAAUCUGUGGGGAGGCAGAUCUAGUUUACUGUGCUGCAAGCCUGAAGACAGGAUGGAUUUCUGCACAAAGUGAGCAAAGAGAAGCUAAACUGCACACAGUAAGCCAGAAUGUCGGGAAUGGACGUCCUGCUGGUGGACAACAACAAGACCGGAGUCACCCCGAUAGACAAUGGGACUUUUCUCCGUUUCUCCCCGACAUCUGCCUCUGCGUCAGCGGCUGCAUCGUCUCCAGGAAGUCGCCAGGGCAACGUCUAUGUCUACGUGUGGCUCUUCCUUGGGCUGCUGGUGUUCCUGCUGACGCUGCUCAUCAUCUCCCUCCACAGGCUGAAGAACAUCAUCUCAUCGUCUUCCUCGGUCCCUGACUGCAGCAGCGAGGGAGGGAGCUCCUUCACCAACAUGGAGAUCUGCAGCAUCUCCUCUCAGAGGUCCACCAUCUCUGUGCUCUCCACCUGAGCAAGCUUGCAGCGUGCAGACUCAUGUAUAAAUGCGUCGUUUUCUCUUUACAGGCUGAGGAUGCAUGCAAAACAAACAAAUAAACCAACAAGAAAAACUCCACAAGACCAGCUGAUGGAAUAAGAAUAUCCUCCCAUGCAUGCGUAUUUUAAUCCUGGAGGUUUAGUGACACUGAUGUCUAUAUGCAAACUGCAUAGCUACCACAGAGGUUACAGGGGUUAAAAGUCAACAUAUUCUGUUUAACCUGACUUGAACAACAAAAAAUGAACCUAGUGAAUACUUUCCCAUUGCAGGGAAAAUACAAAGUGAAAGACAAUUAUCCUUUUGUGUUGACUUUUUCAGUCUUAAGAAGUUUGUAAAUCAUAUCCUGAUGAAAUCUGUAGAUUAUGCUCCAAAACCCAGCAUUCUAAAAUAUUAAAUAUCUGAACUUUGUAAA